AGUGUUGGUUUUAGUAAGGAGGUUGGAGGACAGCUGCUGCUGUUUUUCUCUCAUUAUUGUGUUGUGCUAAUAAUAGUUCCUGUAUUUACACUAUUUACACAAAAACUGUUUUUAACAUUAAUAAUUAUGAGAAAUGUUUCUUAAGAAGUAAAUCAACGUAUGUGACCCAGGAACACAGAACCAGUCAUAUGUAGCACGGGUAUAUUAGUAGCCAACAAUACAUUGUAUGGGUCAAAAUUAUAGAUUUUCCCGUUCCUCUCAUUGUUUAUUUAUUUUUUUGCAUCCUCAGAUUCCAGAUUUUCAAAUAGUCAUAAUAUUGUCCUAUCCUAACAUCCAUACAUCAAUGAAAAGCUUAUUUAUUCAGCUUUCCGAUGAUGUAUAAAUCUCAUUUUAAAAAAAUUGACCCUUAUGAUUGGUUUUGUGGUCAGGUGAUAUUAGAAUUUUGAAGGAUCAUGUGACACUGAAGUAAUGGCUGCUGAAAAUUCAGUUUUGCCAUAAUAGGAAUAAAUUACAUUUUUAAAUAUAUUUAAGUUGGAAACAAUUGUAAUAAUACUUCACCAUAUUUCACUUUUUAAAUAUUUUUGAGCAUAUAAAUGCAACCUUGGUGAGAAAAAGCUAUGUUUCCAAAAACUAACAAUCGUAUCAACCCAAAAUUUUUGAAUUGUAGUGCAUUUUUGUAAUAUAUCAUUGUUUUUUUUCUGACUUUAUUGUUCUAAACUGUGUAAAAGGUUAAAGAACAAGUCAUUAUUCCCUUUGGAUGAUAGUGUAUACCUACGCUGCCUAAAAAUAAUGCCUUUUCUUUCAACCUUUAAAUGUUUCAAUCAUAUCUUGCUGAUCCAAAACAUUGGAUAAUGUAGAUGAGGACCUCAUAUUAUCCUCUCAUAUAUAACAAUCUUUUUUGGUAACUGACACACAUUGCUUAAUCGCAAAGCUUCACAGAAUUUAAUUGAAUGUAUUUUGAAUAAUUAAAAAGCUAAGUCCUAUAUAAUAUAACGAUGUAGUGCCUUAAAGGGAACCCCGGGUAGUAAGACUUGUGUGACUUAAUAUAACGUAAUUGAUGUCUCUUAGUGAAAUAUGUAGCAGAAAACCCAUGAAAGACGUACGUUAUGUAAAAAAUCAACAUUGUUUUACACAUAUCUGGACUAUGGGGGUGCCAUUAUUUCAGUGACGUGAAAUGGCUGCACUCAGUGAGCUACUGCCGCUACCUGUUACUAUUUUACAGCAACAAAACUCUGAAAAUAAAAUACUGAUACAAUGUCACGUUGUGUAGCUUUGGGUUGUAUUUUUCAGUCGAAGGGCAACAGAAGUGAUGUAAGUCUUCACUGUUUGUCCUAGCGAUGAGAGGAGGAGAAAAGAAUGGGAGGAUGCCUGUGGACUAAUAAAACUUCCUAAAGACCCACGUCUUUGUUCUCUCCACUUUAGUCCUUAUGCCUUUGAGGCUUUUAGUAGACCACAGCUACUGAAAGAGCUUACAAACGGCAGAGACAAGAAACGCUAGAUGACGUCCUGGCAGGAUGUACAGUAGUCAACAUUUGAAGUGGAUCAAAACCUUUCAUCAAAGUUGUCCUUAAACCAAAACAAUACCCAUUCUUGUCUUAGGACAACUUUGAACUUAUUUGAUCCACUUCAAAUGUUGACUCUGGUAAAUAUGUUGAUGCAUGAUGCCGCAGCCGCUGAAGGAGUUUCUUAGCGUGGAGAAAAUCAAUGGUAUGACAUUUGGUUUAAGCCUAUACUUGCAUCCACUGCCACCUGUCAGCUCUUUCAGUAGCUGUGGUCAACAUAUCAGUAUUUUAUUUUCAGUGUUUUGUAUUCUAAAUUGUGUUGCGGUAAACCAGAACGCAAUCAGUUCACAUCAUAGUGUGAAUCCCCCCCCAUAGUCCAAAAUAUGUAUAAAAUGAUGUGGAUUUUUUAAAUAAGGUCAAUCUACUACACAUUUCAGUAAGAGACAUCAUUUGCGUUAUAUUAAGUCAUACAUGUCAUAAUACCCAGGAUUUCCUUUAAUAAAGAAAAUUAGUUGUGAUUGCACUCCUCUGUUAGCUUGUAAGUGCUAUUGCCUUGUUCACAGGUCAGAGGUCAUCAUAUAGCCAAACUCGACCCUUUGGGCAUCAGUUGUGUAAAUUUUGACAAUGCCCCGCUUACUAUCGGGUCCCGUCAGUCCGAUUCGGGGCCACCACGUUGCACAGCUGGAUCCUCUGGGAAUUAUGGAUGCUGAUCUUGAUUCGUGCGUCCCAGCAGAUAUAAUCACGUCCUCUGAUAAACUUGGCUUCUACGGACUGGAAGAAGCGGAUCUGGAUAAAGUUUUCCGGCUUCCAACCACCACCUUUAUUGGGGGAAGUGAAAGUGCCCUUCCUCUCAGGGAAAUCAUCCGGCGUUUAGAGAUGGCCUACUGUCAGCACAUCGGGGUGGAGUUCAUGUUCAUCAAUGACCUGCAGCAGUGCCAGUGGAUCAGACAGAAGUUUGAGAAGCCGGGGGUGAUGCAGUUUACUCUAGAUGAGAAAAGAACGCUGCUGGCUCGUAUGGUCCGCUCAACCAGGUUUGAGGAGUUCCUGCAUAGGAAGUGGUCAUCAGAGAAACGUUUUGGCCUAGAGGGAUGUGAGUCUCUCAUUCCUGCACUCAAAACCAUCAUCGACAAAUCUAGUGAGAAUGGAGUGGAGAGCGUUAUCAUGGGAAUGCCACACAGAGGCCGUCUGAAUGUGCUUGCUAAUGUGAUCCGUAAGGAGCUGGAGCAGAUCUUCUGCCAGUUUGAUUCAAAGCUGGAAGCUGCAGAUGAGGGCUCAGGUGAUGUGAAGUAUCAUCUGGGUAUGUACCAUAGACGUAUCAACCGGGUCACUGAUCGCCACAUCACUCUGUCUCUGAUGGCCAACCCUUCACACCUGGAGGCAGUGGACCCUGUGGUGCAGGGAAAGACUAAGGCAGAGCAAUUCUACUGUGGCGACUCUGAUGGAAAGAGGGUGAUGUCCAUCUUGUUGCAUGGAGACGCAGCCUUUGCAGGUCAAGGCAUCGUCUAUGAGACCUUCCACCUGAGUGACCUGCCGUCUUACACCACACACGGCACUAUUCACGUGGUAGUAAACAACCAGAUUGGCUUCACCACUGACCCUCGGAUGGCACGCUCCUCACCAUACCCCACGGAUGUGGCCAGAGUGGUCAAUGCUCCCAUCUUCCAUGUUAAUGCAGAUGACCCUGAGGCUGUGAUGUACGUGUGUAACGUGGCUGCAGAAUGGAGAGCCACCUUUCAUAAAGAUGUGGUGGUUGAUCUGGUGAGCUACAGACGGAACGGCCACAAUGAGAUGGAUGAGCCAAUGUUUACGCAACCGCUGAUGUACAAACAGAUAAAGAAACAGAAACCGGUUUUGCAGAAAUAUGCUGAAAAGCUCAUUGCAGAAAGAGCUGUAAGCAGACAGGAAUAUGAGGAGGAAAUUGCCAAGUAUGACAAAAUCUGUGAGGAGGCGUACAAUCGUUCAAAAGAUGAGAAGAUCUUACACAUCAAGCACUGGCUUGACUCACCUUGGCCAGGUUUCUUCACUCUGGAUGGUCAACCCAAGAGCAUGAGCUGUCCGUCCACUGGUCUCAAUGAAGAAGUGCUCAGUCACAUCGGUCAGGUGGCUUCCUCUGUGCCUGUGGAGGAUUUCACUAUCCAUGGAGGUCUCACCCGUAUCCUGAAGGGCAGGGCUACGAUGGUGCAGAACCGCUCAGUGGACUGGGCUCUAGGAGAAUACAUGGCCUUCGGCUCUCUGCUAAAGGAAGGCAUUCAUGUGCGCCUCAGUGGUCAAGAUGUGGAGAGAGGGACCUUCAGUCAUCGGCAUCAUGUGCUACACGAUCAGCACGUCGACAAACGGACCUGCAUUCCCAUGAACUACAUUGACUCGAAUCAGGCUCCUUAUACUGUGUGCAACAGCUCCCUGUCAGAAUACGGGGUUCUUGGUUUUGAGCUUGGCUUUGCCAUGGCGAGUCCUAAUGCUCUAGUGCUCUGGGAGGCUCAGUUUGGAGACUUUCAUAACACAGCCCAGUGUAUCAUCGACCAGUUCAUCUCUCCCGGCCAGGCCAAAUGGGUCCGACAGAAUGGCAUCGUCCUGCUGCUGCCUCACGGCAUGGAGGGCAUGGGACCAGAGCACUCCUCCGCUCGUCCAGAGAGAUUCCUGCAGAUGUGCAAUGAUGACCCUGACGUUUUCCCAAAAAUCACAGAGGACUUUGCCGUCCGGCAGCUUUAUGACUGUAACUGGAUUGUUGUGAACUGCUCCACUCCUGCAAACUACUUUCAUGUUCUUCGGAGGCAGAUCCUUCUGCCUUUCAGAAAGCCACUCAUUAUCUUCACACCUAAAUCACUGCUACGUCACCCAGAGGCCAAGUCAAGUUUUGAUGACAUGUUACCAGGCACACACUUCAGACGUCUGAUUCCAGAAGAGGGAAGUGCGACGCAGAAUUCAGCUGGAGUGAAGCAUCUCAUCUUCUGCACAGGGAAAGUUUAUUAUGACCUCACCAAAGAAAGAAAGACCAGAGGACUGGAGGACACAGUGGCCAUCAGCCGCAUUGAGCAGCUUUCUCCGUUCCCGUUUGACCUGGUGAAAGCCGAGGCAGAGAAGUAUCCACAGGCUCAGCUGCUGUGGUGCCAGGAAGAGCAUAAGAAUCAAGGCUACUACGACUAUGUCAAACCACGCAUCAGCAGAACCUUCAACAACACCCGUCCCAUUUGGUACGCUGGCCGAGAGCCUGCAGCUGCCCCCGCCACAGGCAACAAGAAGGCUCAUCUUGUGGAGCUGGAGCGGUUCUUGGACACAGCCUUCAACCUGGAUGCCUUCCAGGGCCAGUCCUAACCACCUCGCCCCAUCUACUUCCUUCAUUUCCAUCCCUCCGUCCCUCAUUUUUCAGGAAGCUUACACGCCGCUGUUAGCGUUAGAGGGCAGGCUGGCAGCUAGGAAUCUCCUGACCAAAGCACAGGUUUGCUUUGCACUGUACAUUAGGUAUGAGAGGCCUAUCUAUGCAGGUUUACUGAAAGGAUGCAAGCUUUUAGCAACUACAUGGUCAUGGGAUCAAUUUGCAUGCAUUGAUGAUGGUUUUAAUAGAGCCUUAAAGUGACAUGCAGCUUGAACUAGAGGUUUCCCCUCGAUAAUACAAAUACUAUUUAAUUUUGAAUACGCACAAAAUCACGGUCAAUGGCGUAAGAAAACUGUUUGCACCGUCCGUUAUUAGAGUUGGCAUGGACGACUCAGAAAUGAGACAUGUUGAAAAGUCAUGAUAGCAUGAGGGUGUUAAAGGGCAUGCAUGGAACCCUAUGCAUUUUUAAAUUAUUGUGAAAAAGGAACUAGUUAGCUAGCCUGCAUUUAGCAAUUUUAUAAUAUAAACUGAAAUGUAAAGACACUCUAUACUUCUUCAUCCUCUUUAUUAUCUCUCCCAUUCACCUUCUAAACACUCAGUGCCAAAUAAUGAUUUUCAGUAGGUGAAUUCAAGGACUGAAAGCCAGAACAAUCUUCUUGUAAUUUAAAAAAAAAAAAAAAAAAAAAAAGACACUUUUCAGGACAUUAAAUAAAAUUAUUUAUUUUCUUAGGCUUACGUUUAUUCCAGACUACUGUUAUAAUAUUUCAUUCAAUAAAGCAUCCGAGUUCAAACUGUUUGCUUGUUUGUACUAAUAAGUGAUGCAAGAACAUAUUUAACAUGAACACAGAUUAUUUUUGCAUUAAUAAAGAUGUGUCUUGUGCACUUUAUCGAAUGACA
Molecule: messenger RNA, 5712 nt
Organism: Labeo rohita (rohu)
Lineage: Eukaryota; Metazoa; Chordata; Actinopteri; Cypriniformes; Cyprinidae
Gene: ogdhb
Product: oxoglutarate dehydrogenase b
Exons: 21
Coding region: 2127-4814 (895 amino acids)
Biological process (GO): tricarboxylic acid cycle
Cellular component (GO): oxoglutarate dehydrogenase complex; mitochondrion
Molecular function (GO): thiamine pyrophosphate binding; oxoglutarate dehydrogenase (succinyl-transferring) activity
Source: RefSeq, a predicted model, not a curated record